Messenger RNA from Choloepus didactylus (southern two-toed sloth), 4613 nucleotides. RefSeq names its product small integral membrane protein 43 (gene SMIM43). NCBI's taxonomy places the organism in Eukaryota, Metazoa, Chordata, Mammalia, Pilosa, Megalonychidae. The transcript has 4 exons. Bases 295 to 486 code for a protein of 63 amino acids. The record is from RefSeq and is a predicted model, not a curated record.
GUUCCCUCCUGGAAAAAUCCGCUCACGUCCCCAAGAGUGCAGGAGAGGAUCUUGGCGAAGCAGGAGGCUCUCUUGCCUGCUGGGAGAGUCGGGGAGAGGAUUACACCAGUUCCUUGACACGUUUCCUCCCUGCUGGGAGAAGCCUAGUGCGGACCCCGGAGUCAACGCCCAAGACUGGGCGCCCUCGUGCGGGGCUAGAGAAGACCUCGAGGUGGGAGCGCGGGCGGCGCGUCUGGCCCGCUAGCUGCAGCCGGCGCCGAGCGCGCACGGCCACCGAGAGCCGGCGCCAACAGCAUGGAGUGGGAGCUCAACUUGCUGCUCUAUCUGGCGCUCUUCUUCUUCCUGCUCUUUUUACUUUUCCUCUUGCUCUUCGUGGUCAUCAAGCAAUUGAAGAACUCGGUGGCCAGCACUGCCGGAUCUCUCCAGCCCGGGCGGCUCUCGCUGCACCGGGAGCCUUGGGGCUUUUCUCGCGAGCAAGCAGUGUGACGCCUCCGAGGCCGGCGCUCGGACCCGGUACUCGCUGGAGCCCCCAGGGGCGCGCUGCCGCCCGGCAAGACGCUGCAACUGGAGAGGGAGCGCGGAGCUGAGCGGGCUCAAGGAGGACUCUUGGCCUCGCUUCUCUGUGCGCACAGCCGCCCAGGUUCCAAGUGCAGGGCUCCGCGGUGGCGCCGGCAGAUUUACGUCAUCUAGCGUUCUGGAGCUGGCCUUUUGCCCUUGGCUGGUGUGCCGAGGAUGGCAACUGCAAUUAAGCCUUGUAUUGGCGAUCCCUUCACGGAAAAAACGUGAGCAAGGGGAGAUUGAUGAAGCUUUCUUCAAAUGCAGUGCCAUUGGUGUGCAAAGAUUUGACCCAUCCCUGACUCUUCCUAGACAAGAGAGUAGAACCCAGGGUAACCAAGAGUUGGAAAAGGCAAUUGCUGGUGUUGGUUCAGCAGCUCAUGGAUAUCAGGGCAAGGUGGUUGCUGAAGUUCCAUUGGCUUUUUCCUCUAGGUUCCAAGAUGGUUGCUGCAGCUCCAGACAAGAAGAAGGAGGAAGCCCAAAUGAAUAAAAAGGGCUUCUUCCUUUUAGAAAGCCUUUUUAGCAGCUCAGAAACUUUCACUUACAUCUCAAUGGCCAGACCUGCUUAACUGGAUACUGCUGUCUACAAGGUUGCCUGAAAAAUGUAGUUUCUUUGGCUGGACGUAUAACUAACUGCCUUCAACAAAAGUCUGGUUUCUCUUGAUAAGAGAGAAGAUGGGUGGUGGAUAACUAGCAGUCUAUGCCAUGGUUACAAAACACAGCUGCAAAGGAACAUAAUGUUUUGAAACCAGUCAAAACUAUAGCUCCUUUACAACUCGCAAAACUCAGAACAACACUGGUCAGCUCUGAGAGAGUGAGGGCAAAGUGAAGACAUGUUAGGUUUUCUCAUGAAACAUUUGAUGGGACUGACCUUCUUUCAGCCAGUAUUUUUGCCCCAUGUCAGGAUUUUCUAGAGAAGAACCCUGGAGAUCUGCACAUUUUCUUGGUGGACAUAAUCUCUUUAGAUUAGUAGAGGUUUGUCAUUGGAUAAUGUUCAACUUUGCUGUUUCCUCAUAUGCAUCACUCAGAUUUUUUGAUUGUAUGUAGCUUUAUACUAUGUUUUCAAAUUUAUUUGGUUAAUUUAAUUUAUUUAUUUUCAAUUGUGGUAAAAUAUGCAUAACAUAAAAACCAUUUUAACCAUUUUUUGUGGACAGUUCUUUGACAUUAAGUGCAUUGCCAAUACUGUGAAACUUUUACCACUAUCUAUUCCAGACUAUUUCAUCAUCCCAAACCAAAACUUAUUCUCAUUUAGCAAUAAUUUCCUAUUCCCACUCCUAUCAUGCUUUGUAAUCAUUAUUCUUCUGUCUUAAGAAUUUGCUUUUUCUAGGUAUUUCAUAUAAGAGAAAUCAUACAAUAUUUGUCCUUUUGUGUCUCGCUUAUUUCACUCAACAUCAUGUCUUCAAGAUUCAUCCAUGUUGUAUCAUGUACUAGCACUUCACUUCCUUUUAUGGCUGAAUAAUAUUCCAUUGUAUGGAUAUACUACAUUUUGUGUUUAUCCAUUCGUCUGUUGAAGCACACUUGGGGUUUAUUCCUCCUUUUGGCAAUUGUUAAUAAUGCUGUGAUGAAUAUUAGUGUCUAAAUAUCUGCUCAAGUCCUGGCUUUCAAUUCUUUAGGGUAUAUACCUAGGAAUGGAAUUGCUGAGUCAUAUGGUAAUUCUUUGUUUAACUUUCUGAGUUUUCAACAGUGGCUGCACCAUUUUACAUUCCCGCCACCAAUAUAUGAAGCUUCCUUUGUCUUUGCAUCCUUGCCAUCACGCCAUCCUAGUGUGUGUGAAGUGGUAUCUCAUUAUAGUUUUAAUUUGCAUUCCUCUAAUGGCUAAGUGAUGUUGAACAAAAUAAAGAGAGAGAAAUUAUAAACAAGAACCAAACAAAAAUUUUGUAGCUGCAAGGCACAGUAACUAAAAUGAAAGAGUCCCUAUAUGAAUUCAACAGCAGAUUUGAACAGGAAGAAAGGAUCAGUGAACUUGAAGACAAGACUAUCGAAAUUAUCCAUUGUGAGGACCAGAAAGAAAAGCUAAUGAAGAAAAAUGAACAGAGUCUGAGGGACUUCUGGACCAUCAUCAAGUAUAUAUAUAUAUAUAUAUGCAUCAUUGGAUGAGAGAGAAAGGGGCAGAAAAAGCAUUUGAAGCAAAAAUGACUCAAGACUUCCCCAAACUGAUAAAAGACAGGAGUAUACACAUCCAGGAAACUCAAUGAACUCCAAGCAGGAUGGACUCUAAAAGGUACACUAAGGCAAAUUAUAGUGAAAUUGUCAAAACUCAAAGACAAAGAGAGGUUUUUUGAAAGCAACAAGAGAGAAGCAACUUAUCACAUACAAGGUUAACCCAAUAAGGUUAACACUGGAUUAAGACAAUGAGAUGGCAUAUUUAGAGUCCUUAAAAAAAUAUAUAUAUAUCUUUCAAAAAUGAAAGAGAAAUUAAGACAUUUAUAGAUAAAAUCUGAAAGAGUUCAUUACCAAAAAACCUGCCCUACAAGUCUUUGGUAAGGCACUUUUAAAAGGAGUCCUUCAGGCUGAAAUAAAAGGACACCAGACAGUAACUUGAAGCCAUAAGAAGAAACAAACAACAUUGGUAAAAGUAACUACACACAUAAAUAUAAAAUCCUGUAUUAUUGUACUUUUGGUUUGUAACUGCUUUUUCUCCCUUAUGUAACUUAACAGGCAAUUGUGUAGAAUAAUGUUUAAAAUUUAUGUUAAUGGGCAUACAAUGUAUAAAGAUGUAUUCUGAGACAAUAGUAAUAUAAAUGGGGAGGGACAGAGAUAUAUAUAGGAGUAGAGAGUUUGUAUACUAAUGAAACUGGUUGGUACUAGUCAAAUGAGGUUGUUAUUAGAUUAAGAUGUUAAUUAUAAUUACAAAAGUAAUCACUAAGAAAAUAACUAAAAAAUAUAUAGAGAAAAGGAAAGAAGGGACUCAAAAUUAUACACUGCACAAAAGGAACUAAAUACAAAAAAAAUGGGCAGUAAUAGAGUGAUUGAGGAUCAGAAAAACAUCCUUCUAAAGUGAAAAUACUACCUACAGAAUGGGAGAAAAUGUUUGGAAACCAUAUAUCUGAUAAGGUUUUAAUAUCCAGAAUAUAUAAAGAAAUCCUACAACUCAACAACAAAAAGACAAUCCAACUAAAAAAUGAGCCCAGGAUUUGAAUAGAUAUGUCUCCAAAGAAUACAUUCAGGUGACCAAUAAGUAUAUGAAAAGAUGUUCAACCACAUUGCCACUUAGAUUUUUGGUGAAGUCCAGGCUUAUGUAUUUGAUCCCAUAAUAGAAUCAUUCUCUUUCAUGCACAGGCCACCUUACUCCUUCCACCACCAAUUCAGGAGUAUCCUGGGGAGAAGAAUGGUCUCUCAAAGCUGCUUCCAUCAGCAGCCUACAUCCUUGUUGAGCAAAGGAAGAAGUGCUUCCCACAUCUAAGGCUGUCCAAAGAACUUUCUGUGAUGACAGAAAUGUUCUGUAUCUGUCCAGUGCAGUAGCUACUAGUCACAUGUGACUAAUAGCACUGGAGGAGGGGUUAGUGUGGCUGAGGAAGUACAUUUUUAAUUUAUUUAAUUUAAAUUUAAAUUUAAAUGCCACAUGUGUCUAUGGCUACUCUGUUGAGCAGCACACUGCACAUCCUUCUCUUGUGUUUUAGAACCAGCAGCUGAGGUUUGGGCCAGUCAUGUGGUUGGUGUCCCGUGUCUUCACUAUCCCACAUUGCCAGUGCACCUGCUCCCUUAGGAAAAGGAGAAAUGUUAUCUUGGAACUGCUAUCAAGAUAUUAACUUGACACCUGUACAUUGCAUGUAUUCCCAUAAUAAAUGGGAUGAUCUCCUGGGAAUAGGUCUUGUGAUUGAUUUUAGUGAUAAUUGAUAACAAAAAAAUGGUGGUACCAGUCCACUUAACUUUCCCAGUGAACAGUAUGUAUUUCUAGUCAAGUGAUUCAGCAGAGAUUGUGUUGUUCUGUUGUGUAGUUCAUUCCAUGUUACUUUGUAAUAUUGUGGCUGCUAAAUUAUUCCAGGUAUGUUUUUCAAAAUUCUUAGUGGUUUGUAUUUUUUAAAAGGAUGUGAAAUUAAAAAAUUAUAUGUAAAUAA